This is a messenger RNA of Postia placenta MAD-698-R-SB12, 5247 nucleotides long. RefSeq lists its product as hypothetical. The record is from RefSeq and is a predicted model, not a curated record. The transcript has 24 exons. Lineage: Eukaryota; Fungi; Basidiomycota; Agaricomycetes; Polyporales; Adustoporiaceae. The coding region runs from base 1 to 5247 and encodes 1748 amino acids.
AUGCUUGCGGGCUUUGGGUUUUCCCCGACUCCCUAUGCCGAGCUGACGUCGGGAUCGGGGCGGAUGGGCGAGGGGCCAAGAGGACGUGGGUUAAACCCAAUCCGGGGACUCCGGGUGACCCCGGGGCGUGGGAACUCAGGUACACCAAUGGUCUUUCAGGAACAAUGGUAUGAUCUUCCGAGACGAAGACUGGAACCGUCUCAAGAAGAUAGGUGGGAAUCCUCGGCCUAUCAGCUACGGCUUGUGCUUACUUGCGCUGCAGCCGAGGGUAACCCAGACGAGGAGAAAAUAGGCGCGUUUGGGGUCGGCUUUUACAGUCUCUUCUCCGUGACAGAGGAGCCCUUUGUAACCUCCGGCGGUCAAUGGAUGGGAUUCUACUGGAAGGACAAAAAGGAUCAGCUUUUUGCCCGUCGGGGUAAAAUACCCUCAGCAGAGGACGACCCAUGGACCACCUUUGAGAUGUCUCUAAGAGAGCCAGUAGCUAUUCCGCGAGCUUUCGAUCUGACUCGCUUCCUUGCAUCAUCUAUAACGUUCAUGGCACAUCUCUGUGAGAUCAACGUCUACUUGGACGACCAACGAAUCUCCAGGUUGACUAAGGACCCUGGUCUCCCGAAGAGUAUCGGUAUUCCCAAAGGGCUUAAAUGCAACAGUCCACGAAAUCUCAUGCAAGUUAAGGAGAUGCAUACUACUCCGUUGUCUAUCAAGGCCGAGUUAAUGAGAUGGGUCUACAUGGCGGGAAGUGAGAAGCCUGUUAGCAAAACGCUAGUCAAGGCUGCUGCUGCCGCCACCGCCGGACCCAGCGGGUUCUUCUCGUCCCUUUUCUCCACUUUGUCUGGAACGAGCGCCCCUCAGCGUCCUCUUACACCUUCUCCCGCCGCUAACCCGACGGAAGAAGUCGAUCCCACAACGAUCACGGAGUCGAGCGUCGUGCUCUUGAUCUUUACAGCAGGCAUUGCCGUGAGACUCGACCAGAAGUUGAGGUCGGAGCUUAAUCGUGCGACAAAGAAGAAUCCACCUACCACUAUGCGUCUGGAGCUUAUCUAUACAGGUAAAGACGAAUAUGACGCGAGUAGGAAAGAGGAUGACCGGCAGCCCGCGAGCACCGGCAGUGUCUUCCAAGGUCUCAGAGCUGAUAUUGAAGGUGCUGGCGCAGCCAAAGUCUUCAUUGGCCACUCGACGGGACAGACGACGGGUCUCGCCGGACAUCUCGCUGCGAGAUUUAUCCCGACGGUCGAACGAGAGUCUAUCGACUUGAUGGAUCGCACUGUAGCAGUGUGGAAUGAGGAGUUGCUCCAUAUCGGCGGUUUCGUGGCUCGGGCAGCCUAUGAGCUCGAGAUGGACAAUAUCCGCCAGUUAUGGACGGCCGCAGCCGAAUCUGCAAGGGGCGAUGGCGGGACAGCCCUCCCGGACGAAGAGCUUCAAACAUGGCUACGGGGCCGUGCGAUACAUGCACUCAAAUUCUUCACUUUCCGUCCUUCAACUCCCUCCUCGCUUGUAUCCGCCAAACUUGAAGCAGCCUUCUUCUCAUGUGCGGCGAACCACCCGUUUCCGAUCAUAUCUACUCGUGGUGUUCGAAGCGCAGCCGACGUCCGCCGUCCUGACCCAGUUUUUAUGGAAUUUCUCAAGGAGCUGCCUGUACUGCCAGGCGAAGUCACGACGGGAGCGGAGAUGAUCGUCGGGGCUCUGCGCACCCGAGGGAUGAUCCGUGACAUCCAGUUCGUCGAUGUCCUUCAAGAGUUGCGAGCGAGACCUCUUACGGAAGCGGAAAUGGUGAUGUGUCUCAAGUGGUGGACGGGAAUGCAAGGGCAGGUCGAUGCCCAGAAAUACGCAACAAUCCGGAGUGAACUACUAAAUGCUGCGUUGCUCUUUAUCGGCGAGACGCAAAGCAAGGGCGGGAAGGUGAUCCCUAUGUCUUCCAUUCAGACAUUCCUCAAUACGCGCGCAAUGCCGGGGGCGAUCGUGCCUACCGACGGACCACUACCACCACACCUACUUCCCGUCGGUAUAAGCAAACAGCUCGAUACCAGGCAGCUCAGCUCAGCUUUCGCAUGGAGAGAAUUAUCCAUUCUCGAAUGGCUUCAACCUAUCAGCGACCCUGCUGCGUCAGGCCUUGACGUCGAGCAUGAUUUUACGAAGUCGGCUCAAUGGGCUGAACGCGUUCUUCAAGUGAUAUCUCGAGCAUGGCAGCAUCUGUCCAAAGACGUUCAGGAACAAAUUGUUGCGUUGGUGCGGGACAAGAGUUGUGUACCCACAACAGCCGGGUUGAAGACACCUCAAGAAGCAUACUUCCAGAGUGCCCACGUCUUUCGCGACCUUCCUAUCGUGCAUAUGCCAUCCGACGCACCUGUGAAAGGGCCCUUGGAAAAGGUGUUGCAGGCACUUGGGGUGCGCAAACACGUCGAUCUCCAGAUAGUGUUCAACAGGAUGAUCAAGACCGGUGACUGGACAAUUGCCGAACUUAUUAAGUAUCUAGUCGCUGUGCAGUCCACUCUGUCGCCGUUGGAGACAGACCGUCUUCGUAUGACGGCCGCAUUCCUGAAAGAAGACGAAUCAGGCAACAGCAAAGACAACAAAGCUACCAGAUACAAAGCCAGCGAUCUCUACGAGCCCUUGGAUAUCUUACGGAAGCUGGGACUUCCUAUCAUUGCAUGGGGCGAGCAGCCAAGGUGGCGUCCCAACUCAGAAGAAGCGAAAUUCCUUUACGGCUUGGGAUUGCGUCGCUUCCCUCCUCUACCUGUUGUCAUCGAGCUCUGCACUAGCCAAGACCAGGACAUUCGCUCCACGGCUCUACAAUAUCUUUUGAGCAACCUGGCAACGAGGUAUACUGACUAUGACCCUGGUACAUUUCAAAACACAGCUUUCGUUCCCACCAUCAAGAACGGUGGACGUUGCUUGGCCAAGCCUUUCGAGGUGUAUACCUCAUCAAGCUGGGCCCAGCUUGGCUUCCUUGUAGUGGACCCCACUCUUCCGUCAGAUGCUGUGGCAAAACUGAAGAUUCCCGAACAUCCUCCCACGACGGCUCUAGUGAAUCUAUUAGAAAGAUCGCCGCCAAAUACAAUCCCGGCUGCUAGAGAAUGGUUUAGCGUGCUGGCUAGUCGAGUCACAGUUUUCACGCCGGCCCAAUUGAAGAAGCUGUCUACCCUGCCAUUUGUCCCAGCCGGGGAAGUCAAGGGUGGCAAUACGCGUAUGCUGCCUCCGAGUCAAUGUUAUUUCAGCGGCACCUCGAAUGUCCAGUUUCACUCUAAAUUGUUUGUCUUCGUCGACUUCGGUAAUCAGGCGAAUCAGUUUUUGAGCGCAUGUGGAACCAAACACGAGCCGUCGGUCGAAGAGAUCGCUAAGAUACUGCUUGAAGAUCCGCGAAAGUUCUACGAGCUGGCAGACGGUCGUGAUAAUUACCUCGCAGAGCUCCGUAACAUCGCCGUGAAUAACCGAUUGAUAUCGACGACCACUAUCACACGACUCAAAAGAGCACCUGUGUUGCUUGGAUCGCGCCGAGUUAAGAAGGACAAGUCUGCCCAAAAGGCUUCGCCGGCAUUGGAUAGUCACGGUGACCUCGAUGAGGAUGACUGGGAUCUUGAGUACGAUCUGUUGUCUCCUGAACAAGUCGUCAUUGCGGACGAUACACAUGCCUACCAGUCAUUCGGGACUUCCAUCUUCACGGCGCCUCAGGAAGAUCUCUUGGAAGCAUUCUAUUUGCAACUGGGUUCCAAACUUCUCAGCUCCGUUGUUCGUGAGGAAUAUCGAACCAGUGCUGAGGUCCGAGGCUCUCGGAAAGCUACGGAAAUCCGAUCCCUGAUCCUUGAGCGAUUGCCUCUCUUUCUACACGAGCACACACAUUCUCGACCGCGCGUGUCCUACACCUGGCUCAACAAUGAGACGAACUUCGUCGUAAGGACUUUCGGCAAGCUUUCGGUCAUCAAGACACUACAAUUUGGCAGCAUCCGCGCCACAAGGAGCCAAGAUACGUCCGCCGUAGCAAAGCGAGAUGGACGUGGACCCAUCGAACUCUGGCUGGCUGGCAACGAUCAAGUGGAUAUGUAUGAGGUGGCAACGUCAAUGUGCCGACUGAUCUUUGAAUCAGCCAAAGUCAAUGAUGCUCUCCUAUUCAUGACUAUUUUGUCCACCGACUUGCGGGCUUUGCGCAGGAGGGGUUACAAUGUCGACAGGAUACUUCGCCAGCAGAAGGCACAACGCGACGCUCAGGAAGAAGCUAAUAAGGAGAAGGCAAAAUCCACAGCGCUUGUCUCUCGCGCUACCCCCGAACCGCCUUCGGGGCCUGUGGCUCCUACACCACCCCUCCCUUCGUUACCAGCGGCUCAGACUUCUCCAUCGGGUAUCACGGAGUCGCCGCAGAACACGGCUAUGGAUGCUCUCAAGCGGGUGUCGGGACCGUCGACCAUGUUCCGGCAGUCUCUUGAUGACUGGAGAAAACGGAUGUUCCACAGCGGUGAUGACGCAUCUCGCAGCUCCAAUAACGACUCCGUUCCACCCACGAGGACUGCCGUAGAUCCGCACUCAGCAGGCAACAAGGAGACACAUCCUCAACCUGACGAAACCGGAUUAGCGCCACCACCUAUGCCUCCGCCAAGGACUCUAUCGCCAGGGAGACUGAGUGACAUGGGUCGUCAAGACUCGCACCAAGGUGUCACGCCGCGGCGCAAUAUAGCUGCAAAUAUUGCAAUGGCCGUUGAUGCCUGCAAACAAGAGAACAGUCAGCAAGUAAGAGCUAGAGAAAAUAUGCAAAUGGUCAAGGAGACACUGAAUGAGGGCUAUUGCGAUGGUUCUGGGGAAGCAAUUGAUCUCAUCUUUAUCGGCGAUAUGGGUGGCGUCAAGGUUUAUGUAUCCCGAGAUGUGCCGGAUGCGAAGUCGCUCAUGUCGACUAAGUCUGAAACCAUAGCACGUUUCAUUUACGUGAUACGUCCUCUUUGCGAGGUGUACAGGCUAUCGGCAUCAAGCAUACACAUUUACUACGACUCAGAAGGCCCACGUAUCGCAUUCAAUCGGAAUGCUAGCUUGUUCCUAAAUCUACGAUACUUCGAAGCAUGGCAUGACCCAGCAGUGCAGACCGGGGAACUGACGGAUGCUUACAUCUCCUGGUAUGGCACACUUUUCCUGUACUUUACACUAGCGCAUGAGAUUGCACACAACCUUGUGGGACCUCAUAAUUCGGAACACGAAUUCUACCUAUCUGCACUUUCCGAAGCAUACCUACCAUCCCUGGUCAUGCUCCUCACGUCUACGAAAUAG